UGAUUGAAAGGAAAACGACGAGCCCCACAUCUCAUCAUCUGCCAGAUGUUCCACAGCAUGACCCGCAUGCAUCCGCACCGCCCCCUGCUUUCCCCUGUUUUUCCCGUGAAAAUGUAGCUCCCUUUGGGUCGCUCACACCGCCCCCCACGAGAUGGCCGCAGCAGCCUGCCCGCACGGCAACGACAUCGGCUCCCUCCUCCUCAACCGCGCCUCCUCCGCCACCGCCUCCGCCGCCGCCGCCCGCCCCUGGCCCUCCUUCUCCGGCUCCGCCCUCCGCCGCCGCCUCCUCGACGCCUUCCGCUGCGGCGGCGGCUCCUUCUCCCCCAGCAGUCGCAGCCGCAGCAAGAAGCCGCCACCCAAGAUCCCCCCGGACCCGCCGAGGCCGGGCCCCGACCCGCCGCGGCCCAGGACGCUGGCGACGUUCGUGUCCAAGUCGGAGAAGCUCAGCGACCUGCUCCAGCUGGCGGAGAUCCACGAGCGGCAGGAGAGCGACGUGGAGACGCGGCAGAAGGUGGAGGCCCUGGAGAAGCUGAAGCGGGUGGUGAGGGAUCUGCAGGACGCGGAGGAUGGGGAGGGAGAGGCUGACCGCGAGGAGGAGAAGAGGAGGGAGAGCGCUCGCCACGUGAGGCUGCUCGCGAAGGAGGACCCGGAGGCGAGGACGACGCUCGCGAUGCUGGGAGCGAUCCCGCCGUUGGUGGGAAUGCUCGACUCUUCGGAUCUCGAUUCGCAGAUUGCUUCGCUCUACGCUCUGCUUAAUCUCGGCAUUGGCAAUGACAUGAACAAGGCGGCCAUUGUCAAAGCAGGGGCUGUUCAUAAGAUGUUGAAGCUUAUUGAAUCUCCUGAGGAGACAAUAGACCCUUCAAUCUCAGAGGCUAUAGUGGCGAAUUUUCUUGGCUUGAGUGCUCUAGAUUCGAACAAACCCAUCAUCGGAUUGUCAGGCGCAAUCCCCUUUUUGGUGAAUACCCUUAUAGAUACAGACCACAAGAGUAGCCCCCAAGCAAAGCAAGAUGCCCUCAGAGCUCUCUACAACCUUUCAAUCUUCCCCUCCAAUAUCUGCAUAAUAAUCGAAACUGAUUUGGUCCCUUUUCUUAUGAAUGCCUUGGGAGACAUGGAAAUCAGUGGACGGAUUUUAUCUAUACUCAGCAAUAUCGUAUCCACCCCUGAAGGGAGAAAGGCGAUCAGCGUAGUUAAAGACGCAUUCCCUAUAAUGGUUGACAUAUUAAACUGGACCGACUCGCCGGGUUGCCAAGAGAAAGCGUCGUACGUUUUGAUGGUGAUGUCUCACAAAGCUUAUGGAGAUAGGCAGGCAAUGAUCGAGGCUGGAAUUGUAUCGGCAUUGCUUGAAUUGACGCUUCUUGGCAGUACAUUGUCGCAGAAGAGAGCUUCGAGGAUACUGGAGUGUUUGAGGGUGGAUAAAGGGAAGCAGAUUUCAGAGAGCUAUGGCGGCAGUAGCAUGAGUGCAGCAGUAUCUGCUCCUAUAUGCGGGGCUUCGUCAACUGCACUGAGUGUUAAUGGAGGGACGAAGGAGUCUAUGGAGGACGAAGACAUGAUGAGCGAGGAGAAGAAAGCGGUGCAGCAAUUGGUUCAACAGAGUUUGCAGAGCAACAUGAGGAGGAUUGUUAAGAGAGCUAAUUUGCCUCAAGAUUUCGUCCCUUCGGAUCAUCUCAAGUCCCUCACUGCAAGUUCUACCUCGAAGAGCUUGCCCUUUUGAGAACUGAUGCUUCGAAAGGUUAUUUAGAAGUUAGUCCAAUUUACUUUGUUUAUAUCAUUGCCUAGAUUUCUACACUGUUAAAAAGCUGACCUCACAAUGUGUCUUUACUUUGCCUACUUUCACUUUAGUUCAACAUUCUUCUGAAUCAAUUCAAUUUAUGCCAACGGAAGAAGUGCCCAAAGUUACAACCUUUUUCUUUCAGAUCUACCUGGGUUGAUUUUUUAUGUUUUUUUGGGCAAAUCUGUGGUUUAUACAGCCAUCAACUAGGGUUGCUUCAUGGUCAGUGGUGUGGAUGUAAAUAUAGGAAAUGCCGGUGUUCUUUUUUGUCCAUAAGAAAUUAGGAUCGCUACAUCCAACAAUCAAGUGGGGUCAUUUUCAAGUCUCAUUGGGCUCUGUUUCGUAUUUAAUAUUCAUUGGCUUCACUUGUGUUGGAAGAGGUGUCGGUCAUUUUCUUCUGUCCGGAAAUAGGGACUAUUCACUGCUUUAACCUUACAUGGGAAUCUAUUCCCGUUGCUGCUUUUUUCAAACGUGGGUCUGAACUCUACUAAAGGUUUCAUAUGGAAUCUAAUUAGCACUUAACAGGGUGGAAGUUAAUUUUUUUUUUUGUGAUCAUCCAAGGGGACAUGGACCAAUCACGCCCUCUUUUCUUGAUUAAUUUAACACGACUCUUAACUAACUACCCUGUGCCUAGCCUAAUGCAUUGAUUGACCUUGUCUUCUCAUGAAUUUUCUAUUUGCAGAUUGCAGAUCUGUAGAAAAUGAAUCACCGUUCUCACUUUGGUUGUGGGAGGAGAAGAAUCUGAGCUUGUUGAUAUUAGAAUAAACCCAUGUUUACUUCCCCUCGAGGUGUAUAUAAAUAUGUUUUCGGGAGUGAUUCUAAUUAGGCCAUAGUGAUCAUCUUCUUGUUGUUUUUUAAUGCAGGGGUUACCGGCAUCAUUACUUGAUGUGAUCUCAGUUUUGUGUAUAUAUUAUGUUCUGCUGCUGCAA
Syzygium oleosum is the source of this 2697-nucleotide messenger RNA. RefSeq names its product U-box domain-containing protein 12-like. The record is from RefSeq and is a predicted model, not a curated record. Gene Ontology annotation, molecular function: protein binding. Bases 152 to 1711 code for a protein of 519 amino acids. NCBI's taxonomy places the organism in Eukaryota, Viridiplantae, Streptophyta, Magnoliopsida, Myrtales, Myrtaceae. The transcript is spliced from 2 exons.